Micropterus salmoides (largemouth bass) is the source of this 1688-nucleotide messenger RNA. RefSeq names its product mitochondrial peptide methionine sulfoxide reductase (gene msrab). The record is from RefSeq and is a predicted model, not a curated record. NCBI's taxonomy places the organism in Eukaryota, Metazoa, Chordata, Actinopteri, Centrarchiformes, Centrarchidae. Gene Ontology annotation, cellular component: cytoplasm. The coding region runs from base 155 to 802 and encodes 215 amino acids. Gene Ontology annotation, biological process: cellular response to oxidative stress. Gene Ontology annotation, molecular function: peptide-methionine (S)-S-oxide reductase activity. The transcript has 6 exons.
UCCUCACCGAAAAUGUAGCAGCGUGGCGUUAUUGAGGCAUCCCGGAAGACUCUGCCAUUUUCAUAGGUGUUCUCCCAAACACAUAACACAUAGUCUUACUCAUUCUUGUUUCCUCCUUCUAGUUUUUGUGUCGCUGAUCGCUGCCGCGGACUCAAUGGCACAUAAGACUGAGCUGCCAAGCAGAGACCGCGCUCUGAAAGGAAGAGAGGAGAAAAUGGUCGUGGCAGACAAGCAUGCAGUCAAUGGGAAUCCCACUGUGGAACCUUUUCCAGUAGGAAUGGAGACCAUCAUGUUUGGUAUGGGCUGUUUCUGGGGAGCAGAGAGACUUUUCUGGCAGCUUUCGAGAGUCUUCUCCACACAAGUGGGCUACGCCGGCGGCUUUACACCCAACCCCAAUUACCACGAGGUCUGCUCAGGUCUGACGGGUCACACUGAGGUGGUGAGGGUGGUCUUCUCCCCUAAAGACAUCAGCCUUGAGGAACUGCUCAAACGCUUUUGGGAGAGGCACGAUCCUACACAAGGUAUGAGGCAGCAGAAUGACCAUGGUACUCAGUAUCGUUCAGCCAUUUACACAUCCAACCCCGCUCAACAGGAGCUUUCAAUGAAGAGCAAAGUGGCCUUCCAGCAGGCGCUGGAUAAAAAAGGCCACAGUCUCAUCACUACAGAGAUCCGGGAGGGGCAGCAGUUUUACUACGCUGAGGACUAUCACCAGCAAUACCUGAAGAAGGUACCUAAUGGCUAUUGUGGCCUCAAAGGCACUGGCGUCUCUUGUCCCAUUGGAGCAGGGAAGGAUGAGCUGUGAGAGAUGUGUGCUGAGAAAGAAAAUGAUGAGGUGACGAAUUAGGAUUUUUGAAGGCUAUUGUUGUUUACCAUCCUUAAUGUUUAAUUUUUAAAGAUAUUUGAAACAUGGGUUAAAUAUAUGCAUUUCCAGUGUAUUUUAAACAUAUUAACAUUAGUUAGAUAACAUGACUAAGCCUGAAGGAACUUAGUGACUAUAGUGUCUGCGCUGAAAAACAUUCUUUGUAUAGCACCUGUAAAACACAAAGGCACUUCAUACAUAAAGAUGUAUUUGAAUUUGAAUUUGAAUUUUUUUCAGGAUAACCCCUUGAGAUGUAUCAUCUCAUUUUCAAGGGGGUCCUAUUAAAACAGCAUUGAAAAGAUGACAAGACUGAACACGAAAUAAGAUAAAUGAAAAGAGAAUUUGAACUGUUAAGUUGUAGUGUAGCUGUAGCGGUGUCUGGUGGGCUGCAGCAUAAGCCUGAAUCCACAAGGUGGCGAUAUUUCUCAGAAAAACAUAGUAGAGCUCCAUGGUAUUGCAUCCUCUUUAAUGUCACAUAAUUGUAGUUAAGAAACCAUGUUAAAACUUUGUCUUUCAAAGUUGGUUGAUGGAAAGAAAAUCAUCCAACACUAAUGGUUUUACAAUCCAGCAACUUAAAGCCUGAACACUGAGAGAGCUCAGACUUUACUGUCCGGCUGACAGUAAGUCUUCAGACUUCUUAAAUGCAGAUUUUAUUAUGAUUAGUAGCUUAGUAAAAGGCAGCUACAAUUACACCAGCUUGAAUUAAAUGUAAUCUUUUUUUUUUAUUAUCUUACUCUCAAUAACUGAUGUGAAUGUAUUAAUCUCAAUCAAUACUUAGUCUGCUUUUAUUUUCUUAUUUCUUAUUAUGAAACAAUAAAAUACAUCUACU